AUGAGUAAUUACGAUAGUCCAUCUACAGUAUCUAUCAUCUUAUAAUCUUUUCUAGAAUUCAAAAUAUAGUAGACAUAAAGGUUAUUUAAAGUGGGAACUUGCUAAUAAGGAUGUUAAUGGUGCAUUUGAUGAUCAAUAACUAUAAUAUGAAAAAGGACUCCUUAUUCGUGAUAAAUAAACAAAUUCUUAAAUGAUACCUUCAAUAAAAUCUGUCUAACCAUCAUAAAUUAGUCCUGAUGUUUCAACAAUAAGAGAACAUAUCUGUUGUGAUAAAUUAGAUGAAUUAAGCAAGUAAUAUGUAAUAAACAUUAAAAUUAUAUGUAGUAAUAUAUUAUCAAUGAACAAAUGAAUAAAUUAACUGAAUUGAAUUUAUUGAUAUAAUAACAUUCUAAACUUUUGAUUGAUUCUUACAAUUAAGGAUUGGAAGAUGCUAAAACACAAUAAAUAAAAGAAUAAUAAAUAAUUGAAAAUAAUCGUUUAAUCAGAGAAAGGGAUAGAUAGAUUUAAGAAUGGGAAGAAAAAUAUAAUAAAGAGAAAAAGAUUGGGGAUGAAAAAGAAGAAGAGAUUCGGUAAAUAUAUAUUUUGAUAUAAUAGUGAACUUGAAAAAUAAUUGAAAGAAUUAUAAACAUAAGUUGUAAUAACUACAAGUUCAACUGAUUUGGAAAAUGAGAAAAAUUAAUGGAAAAAUAAAUUUAUUACAUUAAAUAAAUAGUUUAAUGAAACUGAAUAAUAAGUAGUUGUACUUGAAAAUGAAAUUGAUAUGUUAAAAUAAUAACAAAAAAAGACUGAAGUUAGAGUAAAUAUUUAAUUUCAAAGUUUAGACAACCACUAGAAGAAAAACAGUAACAAAAGAUAUUCCUUUACCAUGA
This is a messenger RNA of Paramecium pentaurelia, 869 nucleotides long. The record is from the annotation of a GenBank genome assembly. Lineage: Eukaryota; Ciliophora; Oligohymenophorea; Peniculida; Parameciidae.